Molecule: messenger RNA, 369 nt
Organism: Dictyostelium discoideum AX4
Lineage: Eukaryota; Evosea; Eumycetozoa; Dictyosteliales; Dictyosteliaceae
Gene: ecmH
Product: cellulose-binding domain-containing protein
Exons: 1
Coding region: 1-369 (122 amino acids)
Molecular function (GO): carbohydrate binding
Source: RefSeq, a predicted model, not a curated record
AUGUUUAAAAAAUUACUUUUAUUUACAUUAACAUUUGCUAUUUUUGCUUUGGCAAUUUGUGAUAAUACAUUAUCAAUUUCUCAAUUUCAAAAAAGUGCUUGGGAUGGUCACUCUGGAUGGGAAGUCACAAUUUUGAACACUGAUUGUUGUAACACUGUUUUUGAUGCAACAAUUAUCCCAGAAUCCAACUUUUUCCCUGAAACCAUCUGGUCAAUUGAAUUAUUAUCAGAAAAUAAAUAUCAUUUCCCAGAUUUCCUUACAAAAACUGGAUUAGGAAUAGGAAAAAAUUUUACCUUUGGUUACAUUAACAAAAGUGGUACACCUGCUAUAUUUAAUUUUAUGGAUGUUAAAUUCCAAUCAAAUAAUUAA